CAAAUUUAUCUAUGACAUUGAAACAUAUAAAACUACCGUUUCUUUCCCGUAUAAUUUAUCACCAGGAAUGUACACUUUGAAUAUGAAGUUUUCCGGGCUUGUAGCUGAAGAUGGAGGAUUUAAAAUGUACAUGAAUAAACAAAAUGAUAAAAUAUGGUUGGCUGCAACGCAUUAUUAUAAAUUUACGACUCGAAAAUUGCUUCCACUUUUGAAGAACACUACACAUGCUAGUUAUAACAUUUCUAUAAAGCAUCCUAAAAGUUACACAGUUAUAUCAAAUGAGGCCGUGCAAGAAGUAAAUGUGGAUGAAAAUAAUAUGCAAUGGACACGCUUUAGUAUUACUCCCGUGAUUCCUAUUUAUUUCAUAGCAGCUGGUGUAGUCCAUGUCGCCUCUAUUUCAGAAACAAAUCACACAGUCAAAUUGUGGUGCAGAACAGACACGUUAUCGCAUAUGCAAUUUGCGUACACAGUUGCUAAAAAUAUUUCGCUGUUCUCAGAAACAAAAUUGCCAUACAUAAAAAAAACUGCAAAAGCAAAUCAUAUCGCGAUUCCGAAGUCAUUAGAGGAGGAAAAUAUAAUAUUGGGAUUCGUUCUUUAUAUAGAAGAAGAUAUUAUCUAUAACGAAAAAAUAGAUUCUGAGAUACGAAAAAUUGAAAUAAUACAAGUAAUAACACAUAAGAUGGUGCACGAAUGGUUUUAUAAUGCAAUCGAUCCAUAUAAGUGGGAAUCUUGGUUAAGCAAAACUUUUGUUACGAUUUUUCCAAUUUACGCCGCCGAUAAGAUAUUCCCGGAUCUUCGGAUACAAGAUUUCUUUGUGGUUCAAAUGCAACAUGAUUUUCUUCAUUGGAGUACUAAGGAUACAUGGCCGUUCACAAUCGAAUCAGAAUUCAACAGAUCUUUUGAAAUUCCUAUUUACAUUAAAGCAAUCAUUAUGUUCCACACAUUGCAAGCUACAUUCACCGAAAAAAUGUUCCGGAAUGGUAUCGAAAUAUAUUUAAAUAAGAACUAUACAAGCAGUAGUGAUUUCUGGAAUGGUAUACAACCUAUCAUGGAUAAAUCAUCUUUCGAAUUUAAAUACAAUUUAAAAGACAGGAUAACAAGUUGGACACUAUUAAAUCGUUAUCCUGUGAUAAAUAUGAAAAGAAAUUAUACUACUAGCCGCUUGAAUAUAUCAAUAGAAAAUUUUGAUAUAAAUAUGCCGAUUUUUGGGAACAUUAUUACGGAAUCCAAUUUGAAGGGAUUUUAUCCUGCAAUAUUGCUAACACCACAGGUUUCGAAUCAUAUAUUAACUAUAGAUUUCAUAGACGAGAAUGACUGGAUAUUGCUCAAUUUACAACAAAGUGGAUGCUAUCGCAUCAAUUAUGAUGCCGAGAAUUGGAAAAGAUUUGCGAGAUACCUGCACACUAAUUCCUUCGGAAAAAUACAUGUAAUCGAUCGUGCUAAACUCAUCGACGACGCAUUUCACUUUGUGAUGACAGGCCAAUUACAACGUGAUAUAUUCUUCAAUAUUUCACACUACAUGUGGAAACAAACAGAUUAUAUCGCAUGGUAUCCUAUGUUCAAAAGCUUGGAAUGUAUAUCGGGUUUCUUUGCAUUUCCAGAAAGUCUACCUAUAAAAAAACAAAUAGAGCAACCAUUGAAUAAUAUUUUAUGGAAACUAAAAUAUCCCAAGUUUGAACCAGAUAUAAUCAAUCGGGGGAGCAUUUUCACUGAAUGUUUGAGAGAAGAGGCUGCAAGAUGGUUAUGUACCUUAGAUCAUGAUUAUUGCUUACCAAAUGCAAAAAAUGAAUUAGAAUGGUAUCUCCACAAUAGUGACAGAUCUUCAUCAUACAAACUUUGGCCGGGAUGGAAAGAAUGGACAUUCUGUAAAGGUUUGAUGACAGCAAGAAACAAAACUUGGAUGGAACAAGGAAAGGAUAACUCUAUCCUCGCUUAUGAAAGGAAUACUCUAUCCUCGCAACAUCAGAUGGAUAUGGAGAGUAUAAUAAUGUAUGUAAACCACAAGUUAGAAUUACGUUGGCAUCAAAUAAAGACUCAACUGUACGAAUAUCGAUAUCUUAUACAAGAUUGA
Molecule: messenger RNA, 2071 nt
Organism: Camponotus floridanus (Florida carpenter ant)
Lineage: Eukaryota; Metazoa; Arthropoda; Insecta; Hymenoptera; Formicidae
Product: aminopeptidase N-like
Exons: 10
Coding region: 68-2071 (667 amino acids)
Biological process (GO): peptide catabolic process; proteolysis
Cellular component (GO): cytoplasm
Molecular function (GO): peptide binding; metalloaminopeptidase activity; zinc ion binding
Source: RefSeq, a predicted model, not a curated record